AUUGGACAAUGGGCAACGACCAGUGACUUCCAGGUCUUGGAAUGAGGAAAGCUAAUCCCAGGUUCCCAUUUUCAAACGUCGAUCCUUCUCAGCUCCUUCCGGGCUUCCAUAUGUAACAUAAUGAUUUUAAUCACAGACGCACUACUGUCACUGAACUACGAUCUUUUCUUAGGAGCUGUUGGGUUGCUGAAAAGACUCAGGAGAAACGAAGAUGGUAUUUAUAAACAAAACUUCAAUUUUUUCUUAGUUGUCUUCUUGACAUUUAAAGAGGGUAUAGAUUUCAUUGUGUAUUUAGUCUUCCUCUUCCAGCAGACGGAAGACUGGGCCUAAGAGCUCCAACUACUCCCCAUGUAAUUGGCCUUCCUUUUCAGGCCAAUUACAUGCCUUCAAGUCUUCAACUUCACACUUCGAAAAAGUUUUAAGGACUCAAGUUUUAUUCGGGCAAGUAAAUGAAAGAUCAGGAAACUUAUGGAGGGACUGAGAGACAGUAUUUUGUUUCUGGGUAUUUGCUGCACUUUGAUAUCUUCAUUUUUAGAAGUUUCAGAUGCAGGGGACACCUUAACUGUAACACAGUCCUUGAAAGAAAACGAAACAUUAGUUUCAUCUGAUCAAAAGUUUGAACUAGGCUUCUUCAGGCUUGGAAGUUCCAGUGAUCGAUAUCUAGGGAUACGGUACAAGAAUAUCCCAGAUAAGGCAGUAGUUUGGGUUGCAAACAGAGACCAUCCUCUUCAGAAUUCUGAAGCUUUCUUAACAUUAAGUAGUGAUGGAAAGCUUCUUCUCAAUGAAACUGGAAGCGUCGUGUGGUCUUCAAAUACGACAAGAGCAGCAAGAACUCCAAGUGCACAGCUUUUAGACUCGGGAAAUUUUAUUGUGAAAGAUUUGGGGGAUGAAUAUGAUCAUGACAACUCUGAGAACUACUUAUGGCAGAGCUUUGAUUAUCCAUCUGAUACUUUGUUGCCUGGCAUGAAGCUUGGGUGGAACUUGAAAACUGGUUUGAAUCGACAUUUGAGAUCAUGGAAAAGCUCAGAUGAUCCCUCUCCUGGAGACUACACCUAUAGUGUUGAUCCCCGUGGGCUUCCUCAACUUGUUCUUCGAAAAGGAUCAACUAAGCUGUUUAGAAGUGGUUCUUGGUAUGGGGAACAAUUUAGUGGUGAUCCAGUUCUGGCAGCAAACACUGUUUUCAGACCCAUGUUUGUCUCUAAUGCUGAUGAAGUAUAUUAUAUAUAUGAAACCAUGGACAACAUUACCUCAAGGUUUGUGUUGGGUCGAUCCGGCUCAGUUCAGCAUUUCUCAUGGAAUGAUGGGCAUCCUAGUUGGAACCUGUUGUUCACUGUUCAAGGAGACCGCUGUGACAACUAUGGCCUGUGUGGUAGUUAUGGAAGUUGCAAUGUUACAGAUAUUGCAAAUUGUGAGUGCUUGAGUGGUUUUAGACCCAGAUCACCCCAGGAGUGGAAAAUGCUUGAUUGGUCAGGUGGAUGUGUUCCAGAUGAUCCACAUAUUUGCAAAAACAGAGAGGGGUUUAUUAAGUUAACAGGAUUAAAACUGCCGGAUGCAUCACAACUUUCUGUAAACGUCAGUAUGAGUAUCAAAGAUUGUGAGGUGGAAUGCUUGAAGAACUGCUCUUGUGUGGCUUAUGCUAAACUGGAAAUCAGUGGCACUAGCAAUGGCUGUGUGACCUGGUUUGGAGAAUUGAUUGAUACAAGAGAGGUUGCUAACUAUGGGCAAGAUCUCUAUGUAAGAGUGGCAGCUUCAGAAUUAGGGUCAAAUGCUGAUAGGAGUAAGGAGAAGAGGAGUAUGGUAGUUGCUGUGGCUGUACCACUGGCUUUGGCAAUAAUCCUCUUGGCUUCAAUUGGUUGGUUCUUUAUUUGGAAGAGAAUAAACGAAGCCAGCAAGCCAAAUAAUCAAGUAAGCAUUAGAGGAGCUCAAAACGAGGAUGAUGACCUGGAGCUCCCGUUACUUGAAAUAGCUAUCAUUGAAGCUGCCACUAACAACUUCUCUGCUACCAAUAAGAUUGGAGAAGGAGGAUUUGGCCCUGUAUACAAGGGUGAGCUACCAUCGGGGCAAGAAAUAGCAGUAAAGAUGCUUGGAGAGAAUUCUGGACAAGGCCUGCAGGAGUUUAAGAAUGAGGUCAUCUUGGUCUCCCAACUUCAACAUCGGAAUCUUGUCAAGCUUCUAGGUUGUUGCAUUCAAGGGGAAGAAAGAAUGUUAAUCUAUGAGUACAUGCAGAACAGAAGUUUAGACUCCUUAAUCUUUGAUGAAGCAAGGAGUUCUUCACUCAAUUGGCAAAAGAGAUUAGACAUUAUUAUUGGGAUAGCUCGAGGACUUCUUUAUCUUCAUAGAGAUUCAAGACUCAGAGUAAUCCAUAGGGAUCUAAAAGCCAGCAAUAUUCUGUUGGACAGUAAGAUGAACGCCAAAAUUUCAGAUUUUGGAAUGGCAAGAAUCUUCGGUGGAGAUCAAACUGAAGCAAAAACCAAAAGAGUAGUUGGAACCUAUGGCUAUAUGUCUCCAGAGUAUGCCAUAGAUGGACAAUAUUCUUUGAAAUCUGACGUCUUUAGCUUCGGUGUCAUACUGUUGGAGAUAGUCAGUGGCAAGAAGAACCGGGGUUUUUCUCAUCCAGGCCACAAACUAAAUCUCAUUGGACAUGCAUGGAAACUUUGGAAUGAAGGAAAGGCCUUGGAAUUAAUGGAUGUGGUGGUGGACAAUCAAUUCCCCGCCUCAGCAGCGCUAAGAUGUAUUCAAGUGGGUCUUUUGUGUGUUCAGCAGCGCCCAGAAGAGAGGCUGACAAUGUCAUCUGUGCUUUUGAUGCUGGAUAGCGAAACUGCAUUGUUACCCCAACCUGGACGACCUGGAUUUUAUGCAGAAAGGUGCCUUCCAGAGACGGACUCGUCAUCAGUGGGAAGAAUGAACUCCGAUUUGAAAGAGAUAUCUGUUAAAUUGUUAGAGGGCCGUUAGUGAUAUGUUUUGUGCUACUACUCUGCCCUAGAAGGUGGAAAUACUUAUUUCUCU
Messenger RNA from Alnus glutinosa, 3006 nucleotides. RefSeq names its product G-type lectin S-receptor-like serine/threonine-protein kinase At4g27290. Lineage: Eukaryota; Viridiplantae; Streptophyta; Magnoliopsida; Fagales; Betulaceae. The coding region runs from base 469 to 2952 and encodes 827 amino acids. The transcript is spliced from 7 exons. Gene Ontology annotation, molecular function: ATP binding; protein serine/threonine kinase activity. Gene Ontology annotation, biological process: protein phosphorylation; recognition of pollen. The record is from RefSeq and is a predicted model, not a curated record.